This is a messenger RNA of Chondrus crispus (carragheen), 2098 nucleotides long. RefSeq lists its product as hypothetical. The transcript is spliced from 5 exons. Gene Ontology annotation, cellular component: membrane. Gene Ontology annotation, biological process: protein localization to membrane. NCBI's taxonomy places the organism in Eukaryota, Rhodophyta, Florideophyceae, Gigartinales, Gigartinaceae. The record is from RefSeq and is a predicted model, not a curated record. The coding region runs from base 90 to 1853 and encodes 587 amino acids.
CGGCGCUGGAGGAAAAGGUUGCAUCACAAAGAAGCCGUUUCAUCUUCGAUCUCCGGCAAGAUAAGGACGUUCAUUAAAUAUUGGUAGACAUGGCGGUGAAAGUCGCACAUCGCAAGAAGAUGAUCCAUAUUACUCUCAUUGCAGCACUUUUUUCCAUCGUCGACUCCGCGCCUGGUGGGGAGCUGUACGCGACGGGCCAGUCCAUGGAAUUAUGGGUUAACAAAAUAGGCCCGUACAGUUCCCCGACUGAGAGCUACGGAUUCUUUGAUAAAUUGUCGUGGUGUCGACCAGCGAUACUAGAGCAUCGCAGCCUUAAACUUGGUGAGACACUGGCAGGGGAUCAUUUUGUCAAGUCUACGUACAACAUUUCGUUCCGAGAUCCGCUGGAAUCGACGGAAUUGUGUGAGAAGUCGUUCACAGCUGCAGAGAUCUCCGCGUUUAUUCGUGCAGUGCGCAAGCGAUUCGUGUAUGACCUCCUCCUUGACAACCUUCCCAUGAAACUAUUUGUUGGAGAACUGAGCGACGACGAACAAGCCCCAAAGGCAUACUUAUACACGAAUAUUCAAUUCACAAUCAGCGUUAACGGAGGUCAUGUGGUAGAGGCGUCGGCAACUCCUGGACAGCCAAUUGAGCUUAAAGAAGGCACCCCUGCCAAAGUCUUGUUUUCCUAUGCUGUGGACUGGAAAGAGACGGAGUUUCCUUUUGAGCGUAGAGGCGAGAAGUACAAAGAUCCUUUUCACGUGAGGGACAAGGAAAUACAUUGGUUUAGUGUUGGAAAUGCACUCCUUAGCGUAUUGCUCCUCAUGGGGUUACUAGGAUCUAUUCUCAUGCGCGUCAUUCGCAAGGAUUUCAGAGAGUACGAGGCCCUAGAAGCAGACGACGAGUCUGAUGAUUUCGGCUGGAAGCUAUUGUAUGGGGACGUAUUUCGUUUUCCACAGGGGCUUUGCUUGCUGUGUCCGUUUCUUGGUACUGGAGUGCAGCUGCUUAUUCUAUCUGCCAUUUUGUUAAUGUUUGGUGCACUGGAGUUUUUCCACCCACUAUCGAGGGGGACCAUUUAUACUACAGCCGUACUAUGUUACGCAGCGACAGCAUGGAUUGCCGGAUUCACCUCUGGGUAUAUGUACAAGCAAAUGGGGGGAGGCGCGUGGGUGCGAAAUGCAUUUGUCACUGUGUUUGUAUUCUGCGGGCCAGCCGCAUUGAUCCAUAUGUAUUUGAACUCUGUGGCUUUUCUAUAUAGCUCAACAAGGGCGCUACCCUUGUGGAGUGUUGCAUCAAUAUCACUACUUUGGGCAGUCGUGACAAUUCCUCUCACCGUGUUUGGGGCUAUCUUAGGGAAGAAUCAGAGUCGUCCAUAUGAUGCUCCUGGGAGGACGACUAAGAUACCUCGUGAAAUUCCCUCUAGCCCAUGGUACCGGAGGCCUUGGUUUCUCGCGAUUGCCUGUGGACUGAUGCCUUUCAGCUCAAUAUAUGUGGAGAUUUACUUCAUCUUCGGAGCGGCCUGGGGGCACAAGAUAUUCCAGGUCUACGAGAUGCUGGCCAUUGUGUUUGUCAUACUAAUGUUGGUUACAACAAUCACGACGGUAUCUGCUGUGUACUUUCAACUCGUUGCUGAAAACUACAAGUGGGCUUGGGCGAGCCUCGGAUAUGGAGGUAGUGUUGGCGCGUAUGUUUUCGCGUAUAGCGCGUUCUACUACUACUUAAGAUCACCACUGGAAGGGUUCAUGCAGGGAAGCUUCUUCUUUGGUUGCAUGUUGCUGGUGAGCUAUGCAUUUUUCUUGAUGUGCGGUACAGUUGGCUUUUUCUCGGCCCGGCGAUUUGUGCGGUUUUUGUAUUCGUCGGUGAAGAGCGACUAGACAGGCCAUGUUGAAAUGCAACCAAAGAAGGGCCAUACGAAAUUGCAGGUCUUCCCUUCUCCAAAUGUCAAGCAAUGUCGAAGCUGAACAUGCUUCGUAUGUGCAGGAACGCAGAAGUGCUGGCUUCUGCGAGACGGCUCAAGGGAAGAUGCGAAUCGGGAACUGCAUCACUGCAAGCAAUAUAAGAAUUCAGCUCAGUGCCAUAGAGAUGGAGCAUACGCAGGCAUAUGUGCACCAGGUGGUCC